UUCACAGCCAUCUGACAAAGAUGAAGCCACUGCAGAGCAUUACCUGAAGAGCUUUUACAAUCUAACAGAUGUAACAGAUGAAACAACUGCUGUCCGAAGAGAGGCCAGUCAACUGACUGAGAAGAUGAAAGAGAUGCAGAAGUUUUUCGGUUUUAAGGUCACUGGAAAGCUGGACAAAGAAACAAUGGAGAUGAUGAAGAAGCCCCGCUGUGGAGUUCCAGAUGUUGCUGCGUACUCCACAUUUGAAGGCAAACCCAAAUGGCAGACCAACAAGCUCACCUACAGAAUCGUGAACUACACCCCUGACAUGUCAGUAGCUGAAGUGGAUGAAUCCAUGGAGAAAGCCCUGCAGGUCUGGGCCAAAGUCACUCCUCUGAAAUUCACCUGUAUCAACAGGGGCACAGCUGACAUCAUGAUCUCCUUUGAUCAUGGUGAUGCUUACCCGUUUGAUGGACCACAAGGCACUUUGGCUCAUGCUUUCGCUCCCUCUCCUGCAAUCGGUGGAGAUGCACAUUUUGAUGAUGAUGAGUUUUUCACUUUCCGUUCAUCAAAAGGAUUUGUCCUGUUCUUGGUGGCUGCCCAUGAGUUUGGUCACUCUUUGGGCCUUUCUCAUUCCAACGUUCGUGGGGCUCUGAUGUUUCCCACAUACAGCUUUACUGAUCCGGAUCGUUUCUCUCUACCCUCUGAUGAUAUCAGAGGGAUUCAGUCACUCUAUGGUCCAAACAGAGACAGAACCCCCAUCCACCCUGAUCCAAAAGUGCCAACAACUCCUAAUGCUUGUGACCCUAAUCUGAUCCUGGAUGCAGUUACAACUCUAAGGGGUGAAACAAUGUUCUUCAAGGACAGCUUUUUCUGGCGUAGAUCUCCGAGCAGAAGUGUGGCGCAACUUCCGAUCAAGAGUUUCUGGGCCAGCGCUCCUGAUAAUAUAGAUGCUGCUUAUGAGGAUCUAGUGCAAGAUAAACUUUUCUUUUUCAAAGGUAAACAAGUCUGGGCUUUUAAUGGCAUCAGUCUUGUGCCCGGCUAUCCUAAGACUCUCAGCAGCUUUGGUCUGCCAUCAUCGGUGAGAAAAGUUAGUGCUGCCGUCCAUGUCAGAUCCUCAGGAAAAACACUGCUCUUCAUUGACAAAGUUUAUUACAGCUAUGAUGCGAGGGCAAAGAAGAUGGACAGAGGGUAUCCCCAACGAGUGGAAAGUGGAUUUUCAGAGAUGACUGGAGUGGUUACAGCAGCCCACAUAUCCAACGGUUACAUUUAUCUCUACAGUGGGACAAAUGUGUAUGAGUUCGGAUUAUACAGUAAGAAGUACUUGCGUGAGCUGAAGAAUAAUUUUUUCUUGCCUUGUUAG
Molecule: messenger RNA, 1342 nt
Organism: Sinocyclocheilus anshuiensis
Lineage: Eukaryota; Metazoa; Chordata; Actinopteri; Cypriniformes; Cyprinidae
Product: collagenase 3-like
Exons: 10
Coding region: 125-1342 (405 amino acids)
Biological process (GO): collagen catabolic process; extracellular matrix organization; proteolysis
Cellular component (GO): extracellular matrix
Molecular function (GO): zinc ion binding; metalloendopeptidase activity
Source: RefSeq, a predicted model, not a curated record